AUGACGCUCGAUGCCCGAAUCAACGAACUCCGUUCUGAAGCUGAAAGCCUUGAGGCUAUAGCCAAAAAUAUAGGUAAGGCUUCUCUCCCAGGUGUCGUCAUAGCGUGGGAGAGAGCGACCGAUUUGGCCGAACAACACUACGGGAAUCUUGAUCAAAAGACUUUGGAGAUACGUGAACGCCUAGCCGCAAGCCUUAUGAAGGCUGGAGACUUCCAGAAGGCGAUUGUGUGUGGACUGGAGAACGAGCAACGUACGCUCGAGCGCUACAGACGGGACCGGGGUUCUUCUCGCGAAAUUAGCGCCCCGGCACGGGCGUCCAAGGAAAACCACCUGGAGGCUCAAAGACAAUUAGCGCGGGCGUACUUAGAGAGCAAAGACUACAAGAAUGCGAUCAAAAAGUUCCGGGCAGUUGUCGAAGAUAACAUCAUAUCGAAGUCGGCGGAACAAAGAUGUAUGGACCGGGUGGAUCUUGCAGCGGCCAUGUACGAACUUGGUACAGACCGCGACAUUAUGGAAGCAAUAAAUCUGAACAUGACGACCUUGCAAAGAGCGGAGGCGAGUCUGGGAAAAGACCACAUUGAAUCCGUACAUGUAAGAUACAACCUAGGCAGAGAGUUGAGCGCUCUGAAGAAGUACGGCGACGCCCUGGAGAAAUUCAGCGAGGUGAUGGAGAUCCUCCAUUUGAAAAACUGCCAAGCCAGAUCAUCGCCCGAAUACCAACAGUAUCUAGAAGACACAGAGGACGCGGUUCGGACCUGUAAAAUCAAUAUCGACCGACAAAACUUGAAAGCAAGUCGGCGGGCUGACGCGGCAGUGGAAGAGAAAAGACGGAGAGAGGAGGUGCUCAAGGCGCAAGUGGCUGAGCAGAAGCGUCUGCAUGAGGUUGCUGCGGCAGCAGAGAAAGAGAGAAAGCGAAGAGAAGAACUCCUAAAGUCACAGAUAGCUGAGCAAGAACGUUUACAAGAAGCUGCAGACCGAGAAGAACGGGCCAAGGUAAGACAGCAAGCUGCCGCGGCAGCGGAAGAGAGAAGACGGAGAGAAGUGCUCAAGACACAAAUAGAUGAGCAGAAACGUUUGAAAGAGUCUGCAGACCAGAAAGAGCAGGCUGACUUGAUACGAGCGCGCGAGGAAGAAGAGGCGAGAAGGAAGCAGAAGGAAAAGGACAGACGAGCGCGCAGAGCGAAAGAAGAAGAGAAGAAACAAAUAGCUGAACAGAAGCGUCUUAGAGAGGUUGCGGACCAAAAAGAGCAGGCUGACUUGGUACGAGCGCGCGAGGAAGAGGAGACGAAACGAAAGCAAGACGAGAAAGACAUACGAGCGCGCAAAGCAAAGGAAGAAGACAAGAAACAGAAAGAGCCAGGUAGGCAAGCAGCGCGAGAUGGAGAAACGGUGGCCAAAAGAAAAGCCAAAGACAUACAUCAAGCCGAGCAAACCCCAAUGCAAGAAGCAAGAGAGAAGAGAUGGAAAGGGAAGGAGACAGCGAAGCAACCAGCAGCGGAAAGCUCAAGGACAAGAGAAGAAAAAACCUUGGAGAAGCCGGAGGCAUCGAAAGCGGAGAAGAAAGAUCGCCGUAAUGAGGAUCAGAAGAAGAAUGCAGACCGGAAAAAGAUUGGGGAGGAACCGAUGAAGCGUCCGGAAGGAGAAAACACAAGACCGAAAAGUCGUGGGCAAGAUACGAAUAAGCAGCAAGACAAGAAGACUCCAGACAAGAAAGAAACCCGGGAGCCUUCGGGUACAGACAGAGCAGCGAGACGGGAGUCCGAAAAGAAUUCUGGGCCCAAGGCGCAAGCCAAACCACUGGAGAAGCAGCCUCCAGAACCGAAAAAGGAGCGUAAAGAAAAAGAUGAGCACCAGAAGACGGGAAGGAGGAGCCCCAGAAUAGACCCAGUCGAUACACCAGUGGCACACACCCAGGACCUUUUGAGUGCAGACAGAGCAGCGAGACGAGACACCGAAAGGCUUUCAGCUUCCAAAGCGCAAGCCAAAUCACUGGAGAAGCAGCCUCAAGAACCACAAAAGGAGCGUAAAGAGAAAGAUGACCAUGAGAACGCGGGAAGGAGAAGCCCCAGAAAAGAUCCAGCCGAUAUACCAGUGGCGCAAACCCAGGACCCUUUGGGUGCAGACAGAGAAACGAGACAGGAGACUGUAAAAGGUUCAGCCAAACAACAGGAGAAGCAGCCUCCAGAGUCACAGAAAGAUCGUCAAAAGAAAGACGAGCACCGGAAGGUCGAAAAGAAGAGCCCCAAGACGGAUCCAGCCGAGAUACCGGUGGCGCAACAUCCACCUCUACCAACACACAAAGCCCAGAGUGAGGUAUUGCCGAACGCGAUAUCCCGCAAAAGCGAAAGUUCGACUCUUCCCAAGUCUACCACUGCUCUGCCAGCGAAGAUUGAGGCGGUCUCAACGCCGGUGAGCGGCGCAAAAGCGAGUCCGACACAUCAGGUGAAGUUUUCCCCUGCGAUAGAGAUCAUUGUACACAACCAGAGUUCCUCGAGGGAAGACUCUUCACGUUCGAGUGUGAACCCCAGAAAAAGAGAGACUACAGAAGAGCCAUCGUCUAAGCAAACACCACCCGAGAUUCACCGUGUGUCCAGGAAAAGUAUCCCCCCGGCAAACCCAGCGGGUGAGGAGAACAUAUUGCAACAGUUGGAUGCGCUUGCAAAGGCUCUGAAGGGGCUUGAGGCACAUAAUGAAGAGCUGGGCAACGCUAGUUCUGCUGUUGAGUGGCAAAGUACAACACUUGGAAAGGAAAGGUCCCUUCGAGCAGUGUCACCAGCAGAAGAUGCACACCCACAAUCGAGCGCGCAGCGCGAGGGUUCGGCUAAGGAGCAGCUGCCGGAACGCAGUAAUCGAUCUCCAGCACCGGGAGCGCAUUCCGAGCAAACCACAGGUCAAUCUAGCAAGAUAAACAACGAACCUGCGACAGAUCAAAUAGUUCGCACCUCAAUGUCGUGGUUAGGGAAGCAGACCAAACAGAUGGUAGACCUGCUGGUUCCAACAGCUUCGCCGCGUGUUCCAAUCACGCCCAGAACGAUCUCUGAGUCCUUCGUGUCGAGAAAAGAGCCAGAGCAGGGAAGCAGCACUCGUGAGGCUGAGAUAUGGUUCGACACACAAUCUCAGCCUCAUGUACGAUCUGAAUCUGUUCCAAUCAUCCACCAAGAGACGUCCAAGGCCGAUGUAAGGGAUAGUUUCGUGCCCGGUGGGUGGCAUCAAGACUUUGAUGAUCCCAGCCCUCUUCAUGGAUUGAGAAAGAUCCGCUCCAACGACCAACCAGGCCAGAAAGGCUUGCGGGUAGUGCAGACAGAAGACGGAAGACACAGGCGCGCCUCAUCCGUAAACAUAUUGAGAAGAAGUAUUUCCGAAAUGAGUAGUGCGCCAAUCCAAAACUGGAGCGCCCAAGAGUGA
This is a messenger RNA of Alternaria ethzedia, 3405 nucleotides long. RefSeq lists its product as uncharacterized. The transcript has a single exon. Lineage: Eukaryota; Fungi; Ascomycota; Dothideomycetes; Pleosporales; Pleosporaceae. The coding region runs from base 1 to 3405 and encodes 1134 amino acids. The record is from RefSeq and is a predicted model, not a curated record. Gene Ontology annotation, molecular function: protein binding.